AAACUGUCAUUUAGUCAGCGAGAAAGAGAAAGCGCAGAAAAAAUAUCAUCAUUGGGGAUUUGGAAAGCAAAAAUAAGUUGAAUUAUUUUACAAUAUUUAGUUAAGUGAUAUUAUUUGGUGAAUUGUAUCCGCAAUAUUUUGUGGCUCACUAUGAUACACAGCUUAUUCAUAAUAAAUCCUGCAGGGGAUGUAUUUCUGGAGAAACAUUGGCGUAGUGUUAUUCCAAGAUCCGUUUGCGAUUAUUACUUAGAAGCUCAACGUGCUUCACCGAAUGAUGUGCCACCAGUCUUGGCUGCUCCUCAUCAUUAUCUCAUCUCUAUUCAGAGAGGUGGAGUGGCUCUUGUGGCUGUGUGCAAACAUGAAGUUGCACCUCUUUUUGUCAUUGAAUUCUUACACAGAGUAGUAGAUACAUUUCAGGAUUAUUUUUCAGACUGCACUGAAACAAUUAUAAAAGAGAAUUAUGUAGUUGUUUAUGAGUUGUUAGAUGAGAUGUUGGAUAAUGGUUUCCCUCUGGCUACAGAGAGCAACAUUUUGAAGGAACUUAUUAAACCACCAAAUAUUUUGAGAACCAUUGCCAAUACAGUGACAGGAAAAUCUAAUGUGUCUUCAAUAUUACCAUCUGGCCAGCUGUCUAAUGUGCCAUGGAGAAGAUCUGGUGUAAAAUAUGCAAAUAAUGAGGCAUAUUUUGAUGUUAUAGAAGAAGUAGAUGCUAUCAUAGACAAAAGUGGUGCUACUGUUUCAGCUGAAAUACAGGGUUAUAUCGAUUGCUGUAUCAAAUUAAGUGGCAUGCCAGAUUUGACAUUGACCUUUGUGAAUCCUAGAUUAUUUGAUGAUGUGUCAUUUCAUCCCUGUGUAAGAUUUAAACGUUGGGAGUCAGAAAGGAUAUUAUCAUUCAUUCCCCCAGAUGGCAACUUUCGUUUAAUGUCAUAUCAUAUUGGCUCACAGAGUGUUGUGGCUAUUCCAAUUUAUGUUAGACAUAAUCUGUCUUUGCGUUCUACUAGUGAUCAAGGAAGAUUGGAUUUAACUGUUGGACCUAAGCAGACCAUGGGAAGGACGUUAGAAAAUGUAGCAUUAGAAAUUUGUAUGCCUAAAUGUGUCCUGAACUGCUCUCUAACUGCUAAUCAAGGAAAGUACUCGUAUGAUCCCGUAAGCAAGGUGCUACUAUGGGACAUUGGUCGUAUAGAACUACCAAAGUUGCCUAACAUAAGAGGAACUGUAUCAGUGGCGUCCGGCGUGGAUACAACGGGUGCUAAUCCUAAUAUAAACGUGCACUUCACUAUACCCCAGUUGGCAGUGAGCGGGUUACGUGUCAGUCGGCUCGAUAUGUACGGUGCGAAGUACAAACCGUUCAAAGGUGUCAAGUACGUGACUAAAGCGGGCAAGUUCCAUGUCAGGAUGUGAUGGGAGGUCUAUCCGGAUAUUGACGGAUGUUGAAAAACGAAUUUUCUCUAACCUUGACUAAUAUUAGUGAUGAGCUUGUACACAAGUAGCUCGGUGGCGUAGUGGAUAAGCGCCGCGGCCUGCGAUCGUUGUUGUUAAGGAACUUUUGCAAGGGACAGUUAUAGG
Molecule: messenger RNA, 1566 nt
Organism: Diatraea saccharalis (sugarcane borer)
Lineage: Eukaryota; Metazoa; Arthropoda; Insecta; Lepidoptera; Crambidae
Source: the annotation of a GenBank genome assembly